GGCACGCGCCCGGGCCUAUAAAAGGAAAAGUGAGACAUAAUAAUAAAGACUCCUGUUGCUGCUCGAGCCCGAGACAACAAACAGCUAACAAACAAACAAACAAAGCAUCCUGUGAUUCAUUUCGUUUUCCGCGUGCCAGUGUGAGGGAGGAUCAGGAGCACGAGCUCGAGCGCGCGACAGCGUUUCACUCCAAACUCGAGCCACUUCAGUGCCAUGCUGCACCACCUGGAUUUGUCCUUCUGCUUCAUUUCAUCACUUCAUGCCCUGAAAUGCAGUUAGUUCAGGAGCAGCGUCACUGGAACACAUGACGGAUUAAAGCCGGAAACCAAACGAGCACCAGAGGAUCAACUCUUAUGAUCAUAUCAUAAACACGCAUUCGAUUUUCUGCACGCGCUGCAUCCAGACGCGCAUCUCCAUCACUUCCACUGCGCUGCUCACGGACGAAGCGGAACGCAGACGAGUUUCGGGCAAUUUUUGGAUCACGUUUGCGUUUGUUGAAAGGGAAGAGACGAGACAAAAGAAGAACAGAAAGAAAGAGAGGAAGGAAGGAAGAAAAAUCAUGAAGAUGUCUCCUCCAGACCGAAGGAAAAGCAUGCGCGAGCUGGCGCUGGAGAUCGGAAUCCGAGUGCUGCUCUUCGGAGUUUUCGUGUUCACCGAGUUCCUGGAGCCAUUUGAAAGAGUUAUUCAGCCUGAAGAGCUGUGGCUCUACAAGAACCCUCUGGUGGAAUCAGAUCUAAUCCCCAAGAGAGUAAUGUUUGCAAUUUCGUUCCUCACGCCGCUGGCUGUGAUCUUUGUGGUGAAGAUCAUACGACGAACAGAUAAGACCGAAAUCAAAGAGGCAUGCUUGGCGGUGUCUCUGUCGUUAGCGCUGAACGGCGUCUUCACAAACACCGUUAAGUUGAUAGUCGGCAGGCCAAGACCAGAUUAUUUCCACCGCUGCUUCCCAGACGGUCAGGUGAACGCGAAAAUGCUGUGCACAGGAGAACCGGGUCUGGUGUCGGAGGGCCGAAAGAGUUUUCCCAGCAGCCACUCCUCCUUUGCUUUCUCUGGCCUGGGCUUCACCUCCUUCUACUUAGCAGGGAAGCUGCACUGUUUCACUGAGAAUGGGCGUGGACGCAGCUGGCGCCUCUGUGCCAUGAUCCUGCCUCUCUACAGCGCAAUGAUGAUCGCUCUGUCCCGCACCUGUGACUACAAACAUCACUGGCAAGACGCUUUUGUUGGCGGUGUGAUCGGCCUGCUGUUUGCCUACAUCUGCUACCGGCAGCACUACCCACCGUUCCUGCACACAGACUGCCACCUGCCUUACGCCAGCAUGGCGCUGAGCACCGCCCGGCAUGCACCUGUCUCCCAGGAGGUGUCUCAGGUGACGGACAAUGCCACCAGCCUGCCUCUGGAGGGCAUCACCGAGGGGCCCGUAUGACUAACGGAGCCCCUUUCUUUCACCGCUCGCUUGGUAUGACCCACACAGACUGGCUGACUCUUGUACAUUCCAGUGGGUUGUGCAGUUCCUGUUCAUUUUCUCUUCUCCUCGUUUAUUUUGUGUUGGUUAUCGAUCGACCAGACUUGUUUUUUUUGGAUACAUUUUACACACUCACUACACCCGAUGAUGUCGAACGUACACCGUAUCUGUGUCGCAGGAACGAUAGAUCAGAGGAACAGAGAGAAAUGAUCUGAUUAGAUCACAGUGUAAAUGGAGAAGAUUGACGAGCACAAAAAAUUCCAGAUGUUUAGUCUCAGAGGUGCAGGUUUUUUUAAUAGACACUAUAUUGUUUUGUUUUUUUUUUCUUUCUUCUGUUUUGAUUUGUUUGACAUUCUGGGCAGGAAAAAAAUUUCCUAUUUUUCCUUUUCAGCUAUAAAAACUCGCUCCAUUCUUUUCUUUUCUCUUCUGACAGAUCGACCUCCCAUGACCCGGUUGCUUCACUGUUUAUUUUUCUUCUAUUCCACCAUAUACGUCUGUCUCAACAGUCAGUACUUCUUCCUUUUUUUAUUUGCUUUCCUCCCCACCCCACCUUCAGAGUCUCUAUCUCUCUAUUCUUCACAAUUUCUUGUUGGUGACGGUUCCACACCGUCUCCUUCUCUCUGCCUCGUCCUUAUUCUCUCCUGAUCUUCCGUAUUCUCUUCAUUCACCACCAAAUUUCCUUUUAUUUGUCAUUUCGGGGCUGCAUCGAAAUUUGAAUGCAAAUGACAGCUGUAACACUGUAUGGUUGAUAUUAAGUGGGUGGUGUGUGUGUGUGUGUGUGUGUGUGUGUGUGUGUGUGUGUGUGUGUGUGUGUUGGAGGAGGGAGGAAACCUCAAUAUGAACCUGAAUUCGUUUCCAUUAUGUGAAGAGAAGCUGCGAGUGUUAAUCAUCACAUUAGAGCAGAAUGGAAGAAGGAAGCUUCUCGGCUCUCUGGGUCUUCUGUGACCUGCCACAAUCAAACCCCUAAUGGGAUUAUUCAUUACAAUGUUACUAAGUGCUUAUGUCUUGAUAGGGCAGACGGUGAUGACUAAACCGAAUAGAGAACUUCAGUAGUUGAACCUGCUGUGUGAGAUGUGAGAUAAAACCUGCAUUUCUUUUUUUUUUUGCACAUAAAGUUCUCACCUAUUGUUCAUUACGCUCUACUUCCUGGUUAAGCGUUAGGAAGAAGUGUUAAAGCAUUUUUUCUUUACAUUUUCAGUCUCAUAAAGAGGAAAAUAAAGUGACUCAUGGACAUGAA
Molecule: messenger RNA, 2696 nt
Organism: Silurus meridionalis
Lineage: Eukaryota; Metazoa; Chordata; Actinopteri; Siluriformes; Siluridae
Gene: plpp4
Product: phospholipid phosphatase 4
Exons: 7
Coding region: 560-1420 (286 amino acids)
Biological process (GO): phospholipid metabolic process
Molecular function (GO): phosphatidate phosphatase activity
Source: RefSeq, a predicted model, not a curated record